This is a messenger RNA of Didymella exigua CBS 183.55, 1014 nucleotides long. Its product is annotated as mitochondrial carrier. Gene Ontology annotation, molecular function: S-adenosyl-L-methionine transmembrane transporter activity. The record is from RefSeq and is a predicted model, not a curated record. The transcript has 3 exons. Bases 1 to 1014 code for a protein of 337 amino acids. NCBI's taxonomy places the organism in Eukaryota, Fungi, Ascomycota, Dothideomycetes, Pleosporales, Didymellaceae. Gene Ontology annotation, cellular component: mitochondrial inner membrane.
AUGUCUGGUAAUACUAAUAGCGAUAUUCUCAUUGCUGGCGCAAUUGCAGCCUUCACCGUAGAUCUGCUUGUAUACCCCCUCGACACCCUCAAGACACGAUUCCAAUCGCCAGACUAUGCACGACUAUACACGAACCAGGCGACGGGGAAGCCCAAUCCUGCGCUGUUCCGGGGCAUGUACCAGGGCAUUGGCAGCGUGAUCAUUGCAACAUUACCAUCUUCAGGAGCCUUCUUCACGACCUACGAACGGACAAAAACCCUCUUCGCAGACCUCAACUCAACGACAUCGCACCCUGAUGGUUUACUCCCCACGCCCGUCAUCCACGCAGCCGCCUCCUCUCUCGCCGAGCUGGUAUCCUGCGCCAUCCUAACCCCCGCAGAAGUCAUCAAGCAGAACGCGCAAAUGGUCUCCUCGGACCGCUCGAGCACAAACGCAACCAUCCAGACGCUGCGCAGAUUCCAAUCAAACCCGCUGGCGCUAUGGCGCGGCUACGCCUCCCUCGCAGGCCGCAAUCUGCCCUUCACUGCCAUGCAGUUCCCCAUGUUUGAGCGCUUGAAGAUGCGCAUCAGGGCGUAUAGGGAUGAGAAGGGACUCACGAGGGGGACUAUUGUCGAGAGCGGGAUCAUCACCGCGGUUAGUGCGGGGUCGGCUGGGGCUGUCGCGGCGGUUAUCACGACGCCCGUGGAUGUGCUCAAGACGAGGAUCAUGCUGAGUGCUGCCGAGGGAGAGGGAGCGUCGAGCAAGAGUGGGAAGGGUGCUGCGAAUGUGAAGAAUGCGCUGGUCGAUGCGCUGGGCGAGAGCGUCAGGAAGAGUAGGAGCGGUCACAAGGGAACGUGGCAGAUUACGCAGGAGAUUGUGCGGGAGCAGGGGUAUAAGGGGCUUUGGAGGGGUGGUGCGUUGAGAGCUGUUUGGACGUUUGUUGGCGCGGGGUUGUAUCUCGGUGCGUAUGAGAGCGGGAGAGUGUAUCUGGCGGCGAGGAGAGGGGAGCAUGUCGAUGAGGCGGAUCUCAUGUGA